AUGGCCAGUUCUCUUGACGCCUCAAUGGUUCCCUCUCUCCACGUCUCUGGUUUAUUUCUCGAUUUCAGCAAGUCGGCAAAGCAUGUAGAGUCUGCUCAAGUACGGGUCGGCAAGUUGCACAUGCCGGUUGAGCACGGAGAAGGAAAGACUUUGCAACAGACAUUUUCCUCGCCCAUCAAGCUUUCUACUGGGGAUUCAUUUUCUUUACAUGUAUGCCACAGCGUGACAUGGUUUGGAAUAAAGGCCGUUGAAGACAUUCGGUUCGAUACCAAAGAGAUCUUCCGCCUAUUUGGUUCAAGUGGAGAACCCGAUACACGAGAAUACGUCAAGACUCACAAAAAAUUCACAAUCACCGUCAAGCUUUCCAGGAAUACGGGUACCGAAUCUGUCCCUUCUUCCGGCGAACACCUGGAGCUUCAGCCCACCACUGACGAAAUCAUUCGGAUCUGUCCACGGUUCCGAAUUCUGGUGAUAGGAAAUACCGGCGUUGGCAAGACUUCACUGAUCAAUCACGCUUUCGGAGUGGAGAAAGCGACCAUUUCGCACAACAUGCCAGGCGAGGCCACCAUCGACCACGAGUUCAUCUCAAAGCAAAAUGAUAGAUUCGUUCUUCAUGAUAGCAAAGGGUUUGAACCAGGGGGGAAAGACAACUUCGACAUGGUCAGGGGCUUUAUUGAGCGUCGGAGAAAAAUGCCUGAUUUGAAAGAUCAGCUGCACGCUGUUUGGAUUUGCUUUGAAAUACCCUAUGCGGGCAGGCGUCUACUGGAGACUGCCACAGAGGAAUUCCUCACAUUGAAGCGCGAUGAAAAGUUAGGGAAAAUCCCCCUCGUCAUCGUUCUCACUAAAUACGAUAUGCUCAUCGACCGCGUGAAUCGUACUCUGGAUGACUCCUCGAUUGCAGGAUUGAGCGAGGAUGCCAUCAAGGAAUUUAUCAAGAACAAAGCAGAGACUGAACUACAAGAUGUCUGCUUCGGACCCCUUAAGAAAUUUGCAGGGUCUGAUAUACCAUGCGCGGUGAUCUCUACUAAAGUCAAGUAUGAGGAGAAGAUGGCUCAUCUGAUCCAGGAGACCGAAAAACGUGUCCGCGAGCAUGUUGCGAGCGAGGCGUCGGUGAUGACCUCCAUCGCUCAGCGAGUGGAUCCUGGCCUCAACAUUCAGGCAUCGAUCGACGUUGGCAAGAGAAAAUACUGGAAGGCACUCGCAUCAAGCUCAACAUUCAAGGGCCAUUCGAUGUGGGACUGUCUACAUGUGCUUCAUGCAGACAUCGUUGCUGUAUGGAACUUCCAAGACCCUCAUGGGUACUUGGACAGCCCAGAGUUCAGGACGUUGAUGGCGAACAUGGUCGAUGGGCUAGAUGUCGGACCCACCGUUGACCCAACCAAGAACGUUGCAUUCGGGCUCUCCAUUGUGGGUACUAUUGCGGGCAUCUUGGCUGCCCUGGCCGGACCUGCGGCUCCCAUCGUAGUGCCAAUAGUGGCAAGUGUUGUGAUCGCGAAGUGGGUUUACGAGGUGUAUCAGCAGUCCCGCGCAGCGUUUCAGCGCUUCAUGAAAUACAUUAUCGACUUGACUCUUGUCUUGCAGACACUAUAUCUUGUGUCGCAAAACCAUGAACUGACUCGUAGGGCCAUCAAGCUCGCGAUCAAGUCCUACCAUGAGUCACCAACGAGCGGAGUAGUCCAUACUCAGAUUCAGGAUUUUGAUAGGAAAUCAACCUUCCUGGAACGCGCAGACCGCGAUUCGCUGGAUCGCUUCGUUGAGCUGAUACGAUCAUAUGUCAUCAGUGCAGAAGAAAUGUCACGUCUUCGGGUACAUAUUCCGGCUGUGGGUUCAUCACCGGAUGAACCAUGGGAAGACGAGAAGGUGUAG
Messenger RNA from Suillus clintonianus, 1866 nucleotides. RefSeq lists its product as uncharacterized. The coding region runs from base 1 to 1866 and encodes 621 amino acids. The transcript has 16 exons. The record is from RefSeq and is a predicted model, not a curated record. Lineage: Eukaryota; Fungi; Basidiomycota; Agaricomycetes; Boletales; Suillaceae. Gene Ontology annotation, molecular function: GTP binding.